CAGCUUAAUGUGAAGUGAAGUUGUUGAAUGGCAAAUGGCGAUUCUCGAGUGAAAAUAUAAAUUGAUUUCUACUGUAUGAAUUUGAUUCGAACAGAGUAUUUCUAUUCAUUUGAUUGUUUAAUUAUCCUAAAAGUGUUUUAAAUUUGACAAUUACAAUAAUAUGGUGAAUUGAUUGCUUGUGGUAAUCUGGACCACUAAUCUCCUCAAAGAUGGCGGAGGUGGAUCCAGAGACAUUGCUGGAAUGGCUGCUGACCGGUCAGGGCGAUGAGCGGGAUAUGCAGCUCAUUGCCUUGGAGCAGUUGUGCAUGUUGUUGCUUAUGUCUGAUAAUGUGGACCGUUGUUUUGAGAGCUGUCCUCCAAGAACAUUUUUACCAGCACUCUGUAAAAUAUUCCUUGAUGAAUGUGCUCCAGACAAUGUCUUGGAAGUUACAGCAAGAGCCAUCACUUACUACCUGGAUGUCUCUGCUGAAUGCACACGACGCAUUGUCGCAAUUGACGGUGCUGUGAAGGCCAUUUGCAGCAGGCUGCUUACAGUAGAUCCUAAUAAUCGCACUAGCAAAGAUUUAGCUGAGCAGUGUAUUAAAGUUUUGGAGUUAGUGUGCACUCGUGAGGCGGGUGCAGUGUGGGAAGGUGGCGGUCUGCCGGCUGUGCUGCACUUUAUUACACACUAUGGCACUGCAGUGCACAAAGACACACUUCACUCUGCUAUGGCCGUCGUCUCUAGGGUGUGCGGCAAGAUGGAGCCGGGCGACGCGCGCGUGGGCGACGCGGUGUCGUCGCUGUCGGCGCUGCUGCGGCACGGCGACGCGCGCGUGGCCGACGCCGCGCUGCGCUGCUUCGCGUCGCUCGCCGACCGCUUCGCGCGCGCGCACGCCGACCCGGCACCGCUCGCUGAACACGGGCUUAUCGAAGAAUUAGUGCGUCGUUUGGGAAGCACUGAAAGCGGCGACGAUAAGUGCUUAGCACCCUCUGUUUCUACAACAGUCAGCUUGCUGUCUACCCUGUGUCGAGGCUCUGCACAAAUAACUCACGAUUUAGUACGUCUCGAACUAUGCUCCGCUAUAGAGUCUGCAGUUCAAGCAGACGAACGAUGGUGCCUGGAGUGCAUGCGACUCGUUGAUCUAUUGCUGGUUUUAUUAUGCGAAGGCCGGCACGCCAUUCAGACUGGUUCGAACCGCGGUGGUGCAUCAGGCACCGGCGCGAGCGCAGCGGGCGGUGCGAGCGGGGAAGGCUCGAGCGGCGCCACCGGCGCGGGCGCGGGCGCGACCGGCGCCACGGGCCGCGGCGACAAGUCGCACCGGCAGCUCAUCGACUGCAUCCGCGGGAAAGACACGGACGCACUACUCGCUGCCGUUUCCAGCGGCGCCGUGGAUGUCAACUUUACGGAUGACGUCGGGCAGACGCUGCUCAACUGGGCGGCCGCUUUUGGAACGCGCGAGAUGGUCGAGUUUCUGUGCGAAAAAGGUGCUGACGUGAAUCGUGGACAGCGCAGCUCGUCGUUACAUUAUGCCGCGUGCUUUGGUCGCCCGGCGAUCGCAAAAGUACUUCUCCGAUAUGGCGCUAAUGCCGACCUCCGCGACGAGGAUGGCAAAACGCCACUCGACAAAGCUCGAGAAAGACAUGAUCAAGGUCAUAGAGAAGUGGCAGCUAUUCUGCAGUGCCCAGGAGAGUGGUUGGUUGUCGGCAGUCAUGACUCGCCUUCACCUUCCAACGAGGAAGAUUUCCCUGAGACAGGAGACAAAGAAAUGGCAUCAGUUUAUUUAGAGCGGCUGGUGCCUGUGUUCUGCGCUCGCUACCUGGGCGCGGGCGGCGGCGGCGUGCGGCGCGCCUGCCUGUCGCUGGUGCGCAAGAUGGUGCACUACGCGCCCGCUCGCCUGUUGCACCGCAUCUCCGUGCGCCGCGAGCCACAUACCGCCGCGCUAAUCACGCAGCUCGUGGCCGCCGUGCUCGACAACCAAGACGACGACGACGGCCACCUUAUCGUGCUGGGCAUCGCGGAGGAGCUGAUGGUGAAGGCGGCGGACGUGUACCUGGAGCAGUUCGCGCGGCUCGGCGUCUUCAGCAAGGUGGAGGCGCUGGCGGCCGCACCGGCUGCCACUCUCUCCUCGGACGGGGAGUCCCUUGUCGCCGCUGGGAGCAGCGAAGACGCGUCAUGCCUCUCCAGCGGCGUGGCAUACUCGUGGGGCGAGUGGUCGUUAUGCCGCGGGCGCGACGCGCUGUACGUGUGGAGCGACGCGGCCGCGCUGGAGCUCAGCACCGGCAGCAACGGCUGGUUCCGCUUCCUGCUCGACGGAAAGCUCGCCACUAUGUACUCCAGUGGCAGCCCUGAGCACCAGACUGACAACACCGAGAAUCGUGGAGAAUUUAUUGACAAGCUGCAAAGAGCAAGAGCUUCAGUUAAGAAUGUUGUGCCGCAGCCUAUACUUUCCAAGCCUGGUUCUACUAAAUUGAUACUUGGCAACUGGGCACUGUCCUGUAAAAAAGAAAAAGAACUACAAAUACACAAUACUGAUGGUCAACAGCAAACUACAAUUUUAAGAGAGGAUCUUCCUGGAUUUAUAUUCGAAUCAAAUAGAGGGACGAAGCACUCAUUCACUGCUGAAACAUUUUUAGGUCCAGAACUAGCCAGUGGCUGGGCUAACCGUCGUCCUGUGACUGCCGACCCCGCGAGCACGAGUCAAAAUCGAUCCCGCCUAUCUGCUAAAACAGAAGCGCUGAAAGCUCAGGUGUGCGAGCGAGCCCGCGCUUUGUACGCGAGGCACCUGGCCAGCGCCGCCACGCGUCAGCCGCGCCCGCCCGUGGCGCGCCUAAGAGCAUUACUAGCGCGCAUGCAGCGCCUCGCCACGCAGCCUACAAAGGACUGGCAGCAAGAGUUGGCGGAAUCAUUGGAACAGCUGACCGAGCUGUUGUGUGGUGACGAGCUCCUAUCUGCGUACGAGCUGCAGUCAUCAGGGUUGGCGCCAUCUUUGCUUCAAGUGCUUUCGCCUCAGCCGAACGACGUGGCAGGGCAGGCCAGCGAGCGCGAGCGCAUAGUCCGCGCGUGGGUGAGCGGGCAGGCGGGCGCGGGCGGCGUGCUGGCGGCGCGGCUGGUGGGCGUGCUGGAGAGCGUGGAGCGGCUGCCCGUGCUCGCGCCGCACGGCGACGCGCCGCCGCCCGCGCAGGGCACGCUGCACCACCUCACCAAGCGCAUCAGAUUGCGUGUUGAACGUGCAACUGACGACAGCGCUGACGAAUCUGCGUCCAAUAAUGGCAAUAACGCUGGCCGUAAUUUGAAAGUCGAGGCGUUGACUACUGUGCGACAGCUAGAGCGAUUCUUAGCCAAGUACUUCGCGCGGCAGUGGUAUGACAUGGAGAGAUCUACCUUCACUUUUGUGCAGAAGAUAAAAGCGGAAGCUCCAAUUUCUUUCGUGUAUGAUCACGAUUUUGACGAAAAUGGUGUCCUUUACUUCAUCGGCAGCAAUGGUGGCACUUGUGAAUGGGUCAACCCUGGAGCUCAUGGGCUCGUAAGCGUCUGGUCAUCUGAUGGUCGACAGUUGCCCUACGGACGCGCAGAAGACGUUCUGUCUAGGUCUCCGGAACCUCUGAACGUGCAUACAAAUGACGAUAAGCGUGCUUUUAUAGCAUUGGACCUUGGAUUGAAUAUCAUACCUUCGGCUUACACUUUGCGACACGCACGAGGCUACGGCCGCUCUGCGCUUAGGAAUUGGCUUUUCCAAAUGUCCAUGGACGGUGUCACGUGGAUAACUCUUCUUGCACACAAUGAUGAGCAAGCCCUUCAAGAACCUGGUAGUACCGCGACAUGGAGGCUUCGCGCUGACGCACCCUACAGAUAUUUGCGCAUUCAGCAAAAUGGCAAGAAUGCCAGUGGACAGAGUCAUUAUCUGUCGUUGUCUGGCUUUGAGAUAUACGGAAAGGUGGUGAGCGUAUGCGAGACGGCGCCGAAGCAGUGCGGCGCGGGCGCAGGCACGGCGAGCGUAGGCGGCUGCGGCGGCGGGGCGCGGGCUCGGCGCUGGUCGCGCGGCGCGCGGGGGCUCUGCGCGGGCGCGCGCGUGCUCCGCGGCCCCGACUGGAAGUGGCGCGACCAGGACGGCCCGCACCCCGCUAUGGGCACCGUCACCUCUGACUUGCACAAUGGAUGGGUUGAUGUCAGGUGGGAUCAUGGAGGCCGUAACUCAUACCGCAUGGGUGCUGAAGGAAAGUUCGAUCUGAAAGUUGUCAGUGGUGGCACGAGUAGCGGAGAAGGCGCGCGUCACAGUCGCAAAAGCCAUUCUACUCCAAGUCUUCCUGAUGCCACAGCUGUUGACCAACAGGUGUCUGUGGCGUCGACGGAACAAGCGUCAUCCGCGGACAACAUUUCGGGCGAAGAGAUGGCGAGCAACAUGACUCGGCCACGUAUGCACGCCACUGAUCUCUCUGCUAUCAAUAAUUCUACACACCAUAUCAACACUGAUCUAGCAACAAUAGUGGAGUCGCUAACCCUUGGAGCAGAAGGCAACAACUGUAUGUCGGAACUCGGCAAUACUUCGUUUACUAACAUGGAGAUGGGGCCGACCAGCAUCACAGACAUCACCAAACCGUAUCCUGCUAAAGAACCAGUCCCUGAAACUAAUGCGCAAGAGGAGAACGAGGCGCGCAACAGCGAGGGCGACGCCGUGCGCAACAGCGCCAACGCGCUGCUGUCCAGCGAGCUGCUGGCGCUGCCCGCUUCGUUGCUGCACACGCUGCGCAACAACGCCAACCGUCUGCACAUACAGUGUGAGGACAACGAGAGCGGCGAGAGGCAAUAUGGCGACCACAAGAAAGAUAGUCAGUCUAGCGCUGGCUCCGGUACUAUGAGUGCUAGUGAACCUGAUUUAACUCAACAGGGUGCUACUCGACUGUUAGAAUCGCUGGGCGUGGGACGAGGCUCGGGUGUUGGCCGCGGCAGAGAUCCGCAGCGUGCUUCUAGGCCUAACCACUCCACCAGCUUGUUUCCUAGUUUGGUACGACUGGCUUUGUCAAGCAACUUCCCCGGCGGGCUCCUGUCUGCUGCACAAAGCUAUCCUUCAUUGGCACCGAACGCCCAGAACGCUCUCACACUUUCUCUUACUUCCACAUCUAGUGAGAGUGAACAGGUAUCUUUAGAAGAUUUCCUUGAAUCGUGUCGCGCUCCAGCGCUCCUUACUGAGUUGGAAGACGACGACGAAGGUGACGACGCUCUUGAUAGUGACAAGGAGAAUGAACCUACUUAUCAAGAAGUCGUAUCCCGUAACCUACUAUCACUUAUGGAAGAGGAAGCGUUAGAGGCGGUCCGCGGCGGCGGCGGCGGGCACGGCUUGCGGCCGCGCCGGCCCUGGGACGAUGACUUCGUGCUCAAGAGGCAGUUCUCGGCGCUCAUACCUGCGUUCGACCCGAGGCCCGGCCGCACUAAUCUUAACCAGACUGUUGAUCUCGAUAUCCCUCUGAACGAGGAUUCUGACGCCGAAGAGGUUUCCGAGCCCGCCGCUGCCGCUACCAACGGCAAUGGAAAUGCAAUCGAAAGUGGAGCGACCGGUAGCGCAUCCCGUCUUCCCGCGUUGCGGCUGGUGCUAAGCGCUGGCGGCGCUUCCAUGCCGCUGGAGAGGCCUUCCUGGACGCUGUACCGCGCUGUGUUAGCGCUGAAUGCGCGGCUACCGGCCCAUGACACGCAUCGCGACACAACUUACACUCUAACUUACAAGGAGAUGGAAGGCAUGGAGACAUUCGCGUCAUCAAGUGACAGCGAAGAUGAUGAACCUUGCGAUCCUGAGCGUGGUGUAGCGGGCGUGGAGGGUGCGGAAGGCGCGAUGGCGACGUGUUGCGUGCGCGUGCUGCGGCGCCUGCGAGCCGCGGCGCCGGCGCUGCCGCCCGAGCCCUUCGUGUCCACCAAGCUCACCAACAAGCUGCAUCAGCAGCUUCAGGAACCGUUGACCCUGGCCGCCGCCGCUACGCCUCACUGGUGCCAGCAACUGAACGACUGGUGCCCAUUCCUGUUCCCGCUGGAGACGCGUCAGAUGUUCUUCGCGUGCACCGCUUUCGGCACCUCCCGCACCAUCGUGUGGCUCCAAGCGCAGCGUGAACGCGCACUCGACAGGCAAAGAGCGGGCAACACUGUUUCACCGCGACGCGCUGAGCUGGAAGCCACGGAGUUCCGCAUGGGCCGUUUGCGACACGAGCGCGUGCGCAUACCGCGCAACCCCGACUUACUGCGUUCAGCAAUGCAGGUGAUGAAAGUGCACGCGGGCCGCAAGUCGGUGCUGGAGGUUGAGUUCGCGGGCGAGGAAGGCACGGGGCUCGGUCCCACGCUGGAGUUCUACGCGCUCGUGGCGGCCGAGCUGCAGCGCGCCGAGCUCGGGCUGUGGCUGCACGACGCCUCGCCCGGCGACGACGCCGCGCCGCACCACCUGGCGCUGCCCGACGAAAAACCACCAGGUUAUUACGUGACGCGUGCCGGAGGUCUCUUCCCGGCACCGCUUCCUCAAGACUCUGCUAUCUGUGAUAAAGUUUGCAAAUAUUUCUGGUUCCUAGGAGUAUUUCUAGCAAAGGUCCUUCAAGAUGGACGGCUUGUAGAUUUGCCGCUGUCAGAACCUUUCCUACGAAUAAUGUGUGGAGAAGAAUUAACGACUGAACAUCUGGAAGAAGUUGAUCCGAUUAGAUAUAGGUUCCUGCAAAACGUGUUGGCCGCUGCCGAGGAGUACGAGGUGAUAUCGCGCGACGCGUCGCUCAGCGACUUGGAGAAGGCGGAGCGCGCGGCCGCGCUCACGGUAGAGGGAGCCACGUUCGAGCAGCUGGCACUCACCAUGACGCACGUGGCCGCGCACGCCGACCCCGCCGUCUCCGUGCAGCCGCUCUGCGACAGCGGCGAGCACAUCGAGGUGGGCGCGCACAACGCUCGCGCAUACGCCGAAGCCAGCGCGCGCUGGGUGGUGCGCGAGGGCGUGCGGCGGCAGACGGGCGCGUUCCGGCGCGGCUUCGGCGCCGUGUUCCCGCCGCGCCGCCUGCGCGCCUUCUCGCCGCCCGAGCUGCGCCUGCUGGUCUGCGGCGAGCGCGGGCCCGUGUGGACGCGCGACCACCUGCUGCAGUACACCGAGCCCAAGCUGGGCUACACGCGCGACAGCCCGGGCUUCCUGCGCCUGGUGGACGUGCUGGUGGAGAUGUCGGUGCGCGAGCGCAAGGCGUUCCUGCAGUUCGCGACGGGCUGCAGCAGCCUGCCGCCCGGCGGGCUCGCCAACCUGCACCCGCGCCUCACCGUCGUGCGGAAGGUUGACGCCGGAGAUGGGUCUUACCCCUCAGUCAACACGUGCGUGCAUUACUUGAAGCUGCCCGAAUACUCCUGCAAGGAGGUGCUUCGCGAAAGGCUGCUGGCUGCGACCAACGAGCGUGGCUUCCAUCUUAACUAGAUACUAGCUGAUAUAAUCUAGCUACAUCAUUAUAAUCUAGCGUUGGUGAUAAUUCUUUAGUAUUCGCACGUAAAAAUGUUAUUUGACAUGAGGCUGCAUAAUGCCACUGUCAUACAUAGUGUUGAAAUUUUUUUGUUCGGAUACAAUACUGCACGUUUUGAGCUAAUAUUUUGAAACUGCUAUUACAAAAGUGACAAAAAUAGACUGAGAUGUAUCGGUACAAUUGGUGACAGGUUGAUAAAAAUAUUUUGUCAUUUAACUAACUUUGAAAACUAUACUGGAAUAUAACCAUAGAUGUAGUAAGUAAAAAGACACUUAUGUGAAGAGCUUGCUGCGAUGAUUGUUAAGAUAUUAAUAUGUUUUAUGUAUGUAUUUGUAAUUCUGAAUCUGGAAAUCUAAUCUCUAUUCAGGAAGGUUGGUAAAGAGGCUUGUAUUAUUUUGGUUACAGAAAGUUCGCUUUCUAUUAGAUCUCUGUGAAGUGUGAUUAUUUCGUGUAAUAAUAUUUUUCAAAUUAUAAUGUUGUUUUGUCCAAUUUCAAAUUAUAUUGUAAAUUAAAUGAUACUAAAUUCAAAUUUUUAUCUCCGUUUCUGGCUUAGAAAUUAAAAAUCUUGCAGCUUUUCUGAAGCUCUUAACUGCGCUCUGACGCGUUAGCGUAAGUAGAAGAUAAGGAUUUAUUCUUCCAUAACUAUCGUAUUUUUAAAUUCAAAAUCCAGAGACAAUAUUAAUAAAACUUGAGAUAAAAUUAUGAAUUGUUUUGUUAAACAACUACUUAGUUUAAAUAUAUUUUAACUUAUCAAGGAAAAGCAAAGAUCAUCGUCUGAUAGACAUCAAUAACGGAAUGAAGUGAAUGCUUACAAAAAUAAAAUUACAUGAAGAUGUUAACAA
Messenger RNA from Ostrinia nubilalis (European corn borer), 8282 nucleotides. It is a transcript of the gene Ufd4, whose product is annotated as E3 ubiquitin-protein ligase HECTD1. Gene Ontology annotation, cellular component: nuclear speck. Gene Ontology annotation, molecular function: metal ion binding; protein binding; ubiquitin protein ligase activity. The record is from RefSeq and is a predicted model, not a curated record. Lineage: Eukaryota; Metazoa; Arthropoda; Insecta; Lepidoptera; Crambidae. Gene Ontology annotation, biological process: protein K63-linked ubiquitination; proteasome-mediated ubiquitin-dependent protein catabolic process; anatomical structure development. The transcript is spliced from 46 exons. The coding region runs from base 210 to 7397 and encodes 2395 amino acids.